AUGAAUUAUAUGAUAUUGAUAUUAUCUUCUCUUAUCAUACUCGUGUAUAAAACCAAUGGUACUUAUGCGGAUCCUGUUCCACCUCAACCAAGUCAGUAUACAACAUCGCUUCUAGUGAAUGGACAGCGUACGAAAUACUAUGUAGACACAACUUUAUUUAGAGAUAGACUUGAUUAUGAUGGUCAAACUUUUAGUACCAUUAUAGAUUUCGAAACUUAUCGAUACUAUAAAUUAUCACAAGAUACAUGUUCAUGGGGACAAAUUCCUGGCAAAAUCGAACCUAUGUUAACAUUUCGAACUUAUGAAUUUAAAGGAAGCGUAACAUACAACAACAUAUCAUGCUAUAAAUGGAGCGGAUGUCAUAAUUAUGAGAUCCCACCAGCACCUUUUUAUUAUUAUGCAACAGUAAAAGAAAACUUACCAAUGGAUUUAAAUUUAUAUACUGUCGGUUCUGAUAUUCAAUUUUUUAACUUUACAUAUGGCCCUCCUCCAUCAAAUGUAUUUGAUAUUCCGAAGAAUUGUACUCAAACAGAAUUUGAUCUAUCAAUACAUCCGACAUUAUUAUAUGAAAUACAUUAUUUCCUGAAAAAGAUGCAUUCUGGUCGUCCGAUUAUUGUUCUAUCAGAGCAAGAAAAAGACUUAAUUCGACUUGAAUUUCAUAAACUUGUUCAAGAAAAAGUGUAUCCAACUUAA
Messenger RNA from Adineta ricciae, 693 nucleotides. The record is from the annotation of a GenBank genome assembly. Lineage: Eukaryota; Metazoa; Rotifera; Eurotatoria; Adinetida; Adinetidae.